Molecule: messenger RNA, 3917 nt
Organism: Syzygium oleosum
Lineage: Eukaryota; Viridiplantae; Streptophyta; Magnoliopsida; Myrtales; Myrtaceae
Product: polyprotein of EF-Ts, chloroplastic
Exons: 5
Coding region: 236-3679 (1147 amino acids)
Biological process (GO): mitochondrial translational elongation
Cellular component (GO): mitochondrial matrix
Molecular function (GO): translation elongation factor activity; protein binding
Source: RefSeq, a predicted model, not a curated record
UCAUUUCCCUCUCUUCCUCCUUCUCCUUCCCCUCACUCUCUAACCGCCAUCAUCAUCAUCAUCAUCAUCAUCAUCUUCUUCGCCACUGCACUUGAGCUGAGAGGCUCUCGAACCGGUGCAGCCCCUGUCGACUUCGCUGGGUUCUUCAAUGCGUCUGUACCGAAUUCGGUGAAGCAAAAUUAAGCAGCUAUUAUAGCUGCAUAUCGUACGAAAAUUUGCAUCAAUCAAAGACAAAAUGACUCCAGUUAUCCCAUCUUCUCUGAGCAAUAUCUCCCUUAUUCCUGGAAGUGGCUUUUUGACAAGGAAGAAUGUUCGAUCUACCCGAUGCGACAUAUUAGGGACAUGGCCAACUUGCACCUCAUUCUCACAAGGACACAGUUUGCCUCUACCAUCAUCCAUCGUAUUGUUUCCAAGAUUGGGGUAUGGGCUUCGUUACAAAUACAGGAGUCACAUAUUAUUUGCCACAGGAACUGAUGUAGCAACAGAGGAACAAGAUCCUCCUGUUGCAGAGGAAGAUUCCAGUGGAUCAUCUGAAAGCACACCUGGUGAAGUUGAAACGAGUGAGCAAACCUCUGUCCAACCAGAAUCAAGUUCAACGCCUGCUCAAGCUAGACGGUCAAGGUCCACUAGGAAAAGUGAGAUGCCACCUAUAAAGAAUGAAGAGUUGGUUCCUGGGGCAACUUUUACUGGGAAAGUAAGAUCCAUACAGCCAUUUGGUGCUUUUGUUGAUUUUGGAGCUUUCACCGAUGGCCUGGUACAUGUUUCCCAGUUGAGUGACCGCUUCGUUAAGGAUGUUGGAAGUAUUGUCUCUGUUGGACAAGAGGUAAAGGUCAGGUUAGUUGAAGCAAAUAAUGAGACAGGGCGGAUUUCUUUAACCAUGCGUGAAAGUGAUGACACUAGCAAGCCACAGCAAAGGAGAGAUGCUCCUGCAAGUGGCGAUAGGCCUAGACCUUCCAGAAAAAGUAAUGUAGGACAGAAGAGAGAUGACGCCAGGAAAAGCUCGAAGUUUGUAAAGGGGCAAGAUCUUAAGGGCACAGUUAAGAAUUUAACCAGGUCUGGUGCUUUUAUAUCUCUUCCCGAGGGAGAAGAAGGGUUUCUGCCAACAUCAGAAGAAUCUGAUGAUGGAUUUGUAAGCAUGAUGGGAGGCUCCUCACUUGAAAUAGGUCAAGAGGUUGAUGUUCGAGUUUUACGGAUGUCAAGAGGACAGGUUACAUUGACAAUGAAGAAAGAAGAAGAUCUUAAGAACUUAGAUGCUGAGCUUAGCCAAGGUGUUGUACAUGUCGCAUCAAACCCUUUUGUGCUGGCAUUCCAGAACAACAAGGAAAUUUCUGCAUUUUUGAAUGAGAGAGAAAUAUUGGAGAAACCAGUGGCACCAACUACUUCUGAUGAAAUACAAGGAAAAGUAGGCAAAAGUGAAACUGCAUCAGUUACUGAAGUGCUGGGUCAACCAGCAGAUGACAGUGAAACAACAGCUACAGUCCCUUCCACUGUGAAUCGAGAAACUGCAGCUUCUUCAGCUGGUGUGGAUUUGGGAGACAUUAAAGCUGAUGAGGACUCAACCAGUUCCACCCCUGAUGAUAAAGAAUUAGAAAUUGUGGCUUCGAGCUUGUCACAAAGCGUGGAUGGUGCUACACAAGCGGCUGUGGAAGAAGCGGAGGUCAGUCCUGAAGCCUUGACUGCUGAAGGGAGUGAAUCAUCUGUCGAGUUGGUAGCUGAAAAGGCUUCUCCAACAGAUGAAUUGGUAGCUGCGGAGGUGGCUCCAACGGGUGAAUUGGUAGUUGAGGAGGCUGCUCCAAAUGAUGAAAUGACAAGUAAUGAAGUUCCUGAAUCCUCUGGGGAGACAACUAGUCAGCUCUUAUCGUUAGAAAGCCCAACAGCCAACGAAGUCGCAAAGAGUGAAUCAGAUACUGCCAUACCAAAAGAGGAAGAACAAAUUGAAAUUCCUAAAACUGUAGAUGAAGUUGCUGAUGUAGUAUCUGGAAAAGGGAAUGAGCUCGGAACUUCUACGGAUGAAAAUGGCAGCAUGAUUGGCUCAGAUGUGCAAACAGAUGAUUCUUCUCCGGAUGCUAAAGGUGAUGUGGAAAUUAGUGGAACUUCUGAUGUAUCCGGAGUACCUGCAGUUGAUGCAAUCCUGUCUUCAGACAGUCGGAGUGAAGAAGUUGAAGAGACCAAACUUGAAAGUGCAACAAUUGAGCCACUUGAACCAAUAUCUUCAGGUGAUUCUGUAGUAUCUUCUGGAGCGCCAGCUGAAGAUGUCACUGAGGAAAAUGGCACCGUUGCUGUAUCUAAUGGAAAUGCUAGCAGUGGUUUGCCAAAUGAAAGUGGACCAAAAGCCAGUAUAUCACCAGCUCUUGUAAAGCAGCUGCGUGAAGAAACGGGUGCAGGAAUGAUGGAUUGCAAAAAAGCUCUCUCAGAGAGUGGAGGGGACAUCGUGAAGGCUCAGGAAUUCCUAAGAAAGAAAGGCUUAGCUAGCGCAGAAAAGAAGGCCAGUAGAGCAACUGCUGAAGGCAGAAUUGGUUCCUAUGUUCAUGAUAGCAGGAUUGGAGUCCUAAUAGAGGUGAACUGUGAGACUGAUUUUGUCUCUCGGGGUGACAUUUUCAAGGAACUGGUUGAUGAUCUAGCCAUGCAAGUGGCUGCCUGCCCUCAAGUUCAGUAUCUGGUGACAGAGGAUGUCCCAGAAGAAAUUGUCAGCAAGGAAAGGGACAUUGAGAUGCAAAAGGAAGAUCUCUUGUCAAAGCCAGAGCAGAUUAGAGCAAAAAUUGUUGAAGGGAGAAUCAAGAAGAGGCUUGAGGAGUUGGCAUUACUGGAGCAGCCUUACAUAAAGAACGACAAGAUGGUAGUAAAGGACUGGGUGAAGCAGACAAUUGCUACCAUCGGUGAAAAUAUUAAAGUUAGAAGAUUUGUGCGUCUCAAUCUUGGAGAAGGAUUGGAGAAGAAGAGCCAGGAUUUUGCUGCCGAGGUCGCUGCGCAAACAACAGCAAAACCUCAAGCUCCUCCAAAGCAAGAGGAACCUGUAGCUGCCAAAGCUGAGGAAACCGUUCAAAAGCCACCGACGGUAGCAGUUUCUGCUGCACUUGUCAAGCAAUUACGCGAAGAAACUGGAGCAGGAAUGAUGGAUUGCAAGAAAGCUCUCUCUGAAACAGGAGGCAAUCUUGAGAAGGCACAAGAGUACCUCAGAAAGAAGGGUCUAUCCACUGCAGACAAGAAAUCAAGCCGCCUUGCUGCUGAAGGCCGUAUUGGUUGUUACAUCCACGACGCUCGCAUUGGAGUGCUAAUUGAAGUCAAUUCUGAGACGGACUUUGUGGGUAGAAGCGAAAAAUUCAAGGAGCUGGUCGAUGAUCUGGCAAUGCAAGUGGUAGCCUGUCCUCAGGUACAGUUUGUUUCCAUUGAUGAAAUUCCUGAGAGCAUCGUGAAGAAAGAAAAGGAGCUCGAGAUGCAGAGAGAGGACCUCCAGUCGAAACCAGAGAACAUUAGAGAGAAGAUUGUGGAGGGACGAAUUUCUAAGAGGCUCGGAGAGCUUGCUCUUCUAGAGCAACCGUUUAUCAAGGACGACUCUCUAUUGGUGAAGGACUUGGUCAAGCAAACCGUCGCUGCUCUCGGCGAGAAUAUAAAAGUCAGGAGGUUCAUUAGGUUCACACUCGGGGAGACAAUUGAAGAUGCAAAGGCAGGAGAUGAAUAGAAGGUGCAGCUGAAACCAACUUUGGAUGAUUGGCGACACCAAUUUUAGGCGAGAGAAUGAGUUUUGAUCUUACAUAUUGAGAUGAUAUCAAAGUUUGAAUUGCAAUGAUAAUUUGUACGGUGAAUCACCGCGAAAGCUUACAUUUGGAUUCUACAUUUUGGAGACAGACCAUAGAGGAGAGCUUCGUAAUUCUUUUUUCAGCGUUAAAUAACAGGUUGCAGAGGCGUUUUCAAUUUUA